AGAUUUUGACAGACGGAUGUACGUUUUUCCAUUUUUAUCAAACCGGAGCAUCACAUUUAUUCUUUCAUCGCAAUCUAACCAGACAUGUUUUUCAAGCUUUUAAUAUGGUGUUUACUAGUGACAGUUGCCCACUUCCACUCAUGGUAUAAGGAACACAUCCUAAACGGAGACAGAGUCCCACAUCCGUGCUGUCCCGGGCGCGUCUGGAGCCGUGUCGGACACACUGGGCCGUCAUCAACCCCUCUCAAUGACUUUGGCAGAGAUUUUCAAAGAAGUCGUCAUCUGUUUACAAAGGAGUUGUGCUUAGCCGAUUCUGAUGGCGAUGGCAUUAGUAAUGGAGUAGAACUGGGCCUUAACACCACAGUGUACGACCUGCCAACACUAUGUCAUUUCAUUGACUCUUCUCACAUGUCAAGGAAAUUUGAGGAAGUGGUCCUAUUUCUAAAGAGAAGCAAAUUGCUGUCAACCCCCAUUGGACACCCUGGUUUUUGCGACCAAAACACUGGUAGGUGUCAACCUAAUUUUCCGUGUGGCUGUUAGUUUGUGUAAAAGAAAAACUACAACGUGGGAAUUAAAUGUAUAUUGUUCUUA
Molecule: messenger RNA, 591 nt
Organism: Saccostrea echinata
Lineage: Eukaryota; Metazoa; Mollusca; Bivalvia; Ostreida; Ostreidae
Product: temptin-like
Exons: 3
Coding region: 85-540 (151 amino acids)
Source: RefSeq, a predicted model, not a curated record